Messenger RNA from Stylophora pistillata, 615 nucleotides. RefSeq lists its product as uncharacterized. The record is from RefSeq and is a predicted model, not a curated record. Lineage: Eukaryota; Metazoa; Cnidaria; Anthozoa; Scleractinia; Pocilloporidae.
AGCGAUGGCGUCUGCAGCGAAGAGACCGAGAUCGGCGAAUUACUCUGUGGAACAGGAUUUAGAAAUAAUAUUUGCGGGAGAUGAAGAUCAUUUGGGAAUGUCUAGUGACGAGGAAAGUGAAAUUGACCGAGAACUGGAUUACCAGAGCGGAAUUUCAAGUAGUGAGGAACAAGAUCAAGAAGAAUUUGAAACAGAAGAAGAGGAGGGGAUGGGUUUAGACAGUUCUGUGGAUGUGCCUGAGGCUACUGCUCCUGGUGGCUCUGCUGCUUCUGCUGCUGUACCUAACCCUGUUGCUGCCCCUGCCCUUCCUCCUGUCGUUGUUCCUGCCCCUGCUGCUUUUCCUGCUGCCUCUGCCGCUGUUCCUGGCCCUGCCCAUGUCCCUGUAGCAUGUUGUCACACUGCUCGUGCCCCUGCUCCCCCCCUGUUGUACGUGGUAAUGCCCGUGGCCGUGCCUAACGUGGAGGUCGUGGUGGUAACCAUUGUAAUGGUGCAGAUGCAGCUUCUGAUCCAGGUAAUGUUCCGUACAAAUCCUAUGAGGAUCCAGAUGUAGGUAAUAACCUCCCUGAAUUCAAACCUCCAUGCCCGGUAGGUAUUAACUUUGAGCAACGUGUUCUU